AUUUAUUCCAAAUAUACGGACGUGAAAACAAGGUGUUCCAAGAAGGGUUUUAUGUACACUAUGCAUUACAUAUACUGGAUAAUAUUGAUAAAGGUUUUGCGAUCUACAAUCGCAUUCAGCAUUACUGCAUCAUUUAUCCGUAUACGGACUGUUGAUAAUAGGCUAGAUUCUAGAACUGCACUGGCGGAUGUUUAUGCUCCUGAUACAAUAUCCUGCUUGGGACUCUGUUUACAUACUGCUGAGUGUGCGGCAAUUUAUAUCCAUCUGAACCAGACAAGGUGCUACCUCACGAAGGAAUUAAAUUCGGAUCCAUUUCUAUUUUCAAGUUCGCAAGGAAUGAUAUAUCUCCAGCAGAAUCCAAUAUCAUGUUUCUACACAAUAAUGACCUACUUGGAGGGCAAGAUGUGUAUUUGGCACAAUUCAAAAACCCUGACUUACUCCGAUGCACGUGACGAUUGCAAAUUGAGGGGAGGGGAUCUUGUCAUAAUGAAAACGAAUGACAAAUACGCAACUCUUCGCACAAGUAAAGGUGCUGGCUGGUGGAUUGGUGCGAUAAAGCAACCAAAUGGAACAAUUUAUUGGAAUGACGACUCCCUUUUCGACCCUAUUCCUCAGACAGGUUUCGAUAUCAACGUAGACGGCGAUGGAGACUGCAUAAGAACAGCUUUGAGUGGCGCUAACCGUUUUUGGAAUUUUGAUUGCACAGCCCUGCGAGAUUCUGUUUGUGAGUUCCCCUUCCUUCUUGUAUAGAUUGACGAGUUGGAAUAACUGGUCAAACAACAGACGUUAACGCAAUAUGGUGGUGAACCCAGACUAUUUGCGCCUGUUUGUACAUUGUUCUUAACCAAAAAGACAGUCUUCACAUAACACGCCCUAAAGAUCUUAAUCUUGUAAUUUAGGAUGGAA
Molecule: messenger RNA, 906 nt
Organism: Mizuhopecten yessoensis (Yesso scallop)
Lineage: Eukaryota; Metazoa; Mollusca; Bivalvia; Pectinida; Pectinidae
Exons: 4
Coding region: 52-750 (232 amino acids)
Source: RefSeq, a predicted model, not a curated record